Messenger RNA from Dioscorea cayenensis subsp. rotundata (Guinea yam), 1779 nucleotides. RefSeq names its product internal alternative NAD(P)H-ubiquinone oxidoreductase A2, mitochondrial-like. The record is from RefSeq and is a predicted model, not a curated record. The coding region runs from base 77 to 1558 and encodes 493 amino acids. The transcript is spliced from 8 exons. NCBI's taxonomy places the organism in Eukaryota, Viridiplantae, Streptophyta, Magnoliopsida, Dioscoreales, Dioscoreaceae. Gene Ontology annotation, molecular function: NADH dehydrogenase activity.
AACCCAAUAGUCUCGGAACCCGCCACCGCCAUCACCACCAGUCAAACCUCCAUUCUCUCUCUCCUCCUCCCCAUCCAUGGCUUGGCUCCGAUCCCUAGCCCGCUCCUCCACCCAUCUUCCCCGCCCUCUGCCUCCCAUUCUCUCCAUUUCCUCCUCCUUCUCCUCCCCUGCUCACCCGCCGGGCUCUCCGCCUGCCGCUUUCGGUGGUCUCGCCCCCACUGAACCCGGCCGCGAGAAGCCGAGAGUCGUUGUGCUCGGAACGGGAUGGGCUGGAUGCCGUUUGAUGAAGGGAAUUGAUACUGAGCUCUACGAUGUCGUUUGCAUCUCCCCUCGCAACCACAUGGUCUUCACUCCGCUCCUCGCCUCCACCUGCGUUGGCACUCUCGAGUUCCGCUCCGUUGCUGAGCCCGUUGGCCGGAUCCAGCCCGCUGUUUCCCGUUCCCCUGGGUCCUACUUCUUCCUCGCCCGCUGCAACGCCAUCGAUCCCGAGGCGCACACUGUGCAUUGUGAAACUGUUACUGAUGGUAAUGCUGGGAGUGAUUUGAACCCUUGGAAAUUUAAGGUGUCUUAUGACAAGUUGGUCAUUGCAUCUGGAGCGGAGGCUUCAACAUUUGGAAUACAUGGUGUAAGAGAACAUGCGAUAUUUCUUCGUGAAGUGUACCAUGCUCAGGAAAUUCGAAGGAAGCUGCUUCUCAAUCUAAUGCUAUCUGAUGUGCCUGGCAUAUCAGAGGAAGAGAAGAGGAGGCUACUGCACUGUGUUGUGAUUGGAGGUGGACCCACUGGCGUUGAGUUCAGUGGUGAACUUAGUGAUUUCAUUAUCAAGGAUGUUCAUGAAAGAUACUCCCAUGUCAAAGAUUACAUCAAUGUCACCCUGAUUGAGGCUAAUGAAAUAUUAUCCUCAUUCGAUGUGCGGCUCAGACAGUAUGCUACAAAUCAAUUGACUAAGUCAGGAGUUCGCCUUGUGCGUGGAGUUGUCAAAGAUGUCCAGCCUCAAAAAAUAAUUCUUAAUGAUGGCACAGAGGUCCCGUAUGGGCUUCUUGUAUGGUCUACCGGUGUUGGUCCAUCACCUUUUGUACACUCUCUCCCAUUUCCGAAAUCACCUGGUGGAAGGAUAGGAAUUGAUGAAUGGCUACGUGUUCCCUCAGUCCAGGAUGUGUUUGCUAUUGGUGAUUGCAGUGGAUUUCUUGAAGACACUGGCAAGCCAGUUCUACCAGCUUUAGCACAGGUUGCCGAAAGGCAGGGGAAAUACCUGGCUGAACUUCUGAACAUGAUUGGCAAAGCUGGUGGUGGCCAUGCAAACAGUGCCACAAAUGUAGAACUAGGCGAUGAAUUUAUCUACAAGCAUUUGGGUAGCAUGGCAACAGUUGGGAGAUACAAAGCUCUUGUAGAUCUCAGGCAAAGCAAGGAAGGAAAAGGGAUUUCUCUUGCUGGAUUUGUGAGCUGGUUUAUUUGGAGGUCUGCAUAUCUGACUCGAGUUAUAAGCUGGAGAAACAGGUUCUAUGUGGCAAUUAACUGGCUGACCACACUCGUAUUUGGCCGCGAUAUUUCACGCAUCUAAAGGUUCAAUAUAUAUAUAUAUAUAUAUAUUUUUGUUGUUAAAUUCAUUUUGUAUACAUGAUACUGUGAAAUUUUAUUUUUCAUCAGCAAAACAUUUUUGAAAGUUGACCAGGUUCUGCACUAGGUAUGAAGUUGUUAAUUGACUGCAUAGUCUGCAUAGAGAUUUUGAUUAAUGCAUUUAUACCACAUGCCUUGCAAAAGUUUGACUCUAUUAAUUACCCG